Messenger RNA from Neodiprion virginianus, 8786 nucleotides. RefSeq lists its product as uncharacterized. The record is from RefSeq and is a predicted model, not a curated record. The coding region runs from base 28 to 6630 and encodes 2200 amino acids. Lineage: Eukaryota; Metazoa; Arthropoda; Insecta; Hymenoptera; Diprionidae. The transcript has 2 exons.
UCAGAUUCGAAGGAUAGACAUCGCGAAAUGAAAAGUUCGGAAAGGCUGAGUUCGAAGGAGCGAAAGAAUAUCGAGAAAAAGAAUCUGGAGAAGAUAGACCCGCGUGAACUGCGGAGUUUGAACCAUUUAGAUGCGAGGGAUAAAAAGAGUUCGGAACAUUUUGACAGACAGAAUAACGAGCUGAAGGGAAGUGCCGAUACAUUAGAUACUCGCGAAUUUCAGAAUGGCAAGAUAACAAAUACGGAUAGAAAUCCGCCGGAAAGAGGGAAGUCUGAGGAAAAACCGCGUGAGCGAGAUGAUUGGAAGAGUUUAGAAAAGGCACGAAAAGACGAUGAGCGGCGGGAAAGGAACCGCCAAGCUGCGUUGUCCUCACAACUUCUAGAGUUCCGCUCCGAGUUAGUGACGGACAUUACGGAAGAAAAAACAAAGGGAUCUGUAUUUGCUGAAUAUGAUCCCAUGAUCGUUGGCGGUGUUGUGUUGGGCUUCGACGAUGCUAUCUUGCCAAUUCAUAACACAGUUGAACGUACCAAGAGUGACCCUAAUCCGGCAAGACAAAGAUUAGGGUCCAAUAGUAAACGACACAUGCUGACCCAUCAGAAGUCCAUUGACUUAACUCCAGCAGAUUCUGGGGACGAGGAUGCAUUUUUAGAAGGUACACGUACCCAAAAAUACAAUGUGGACAUUCCAUAUACCUUGCACAAACGUCACGUUAUGAACGGUACGGCCUCAGAUGAGAAGUCGGAAUCGGAAAACGGAAAGACUUCAAAAAACGGUGUGAAAAAUUUAGCCAAAGAUUUGCUCAAGCUACCCUUGAAAUCAGUGGCUGACUCGUCUUCUUUAGAUGUGAAGAAAUUAAUUGCGCUCGAAGAAGGACCUGUCUUGUCGCCUGAACGGCCAAAGAGUAUUUUGAUAAGCCCUGAUAGAGUCAAACCAAGCCCGAGUGUCUCUGGGAAAAAUAAAAGCAUGUCAAGUCCUGUUUCUAAGUUUUCUCCCACAGAUCAAAAACUCAUCGUUUCUAACGCUACCCCAGUUGAUAAAAGUCCUGUGAAAAGUGGGAUCUUGUUGUCGUCAAAUUCUCAAGCAUCCUCAAGGUCUUUGUCAUUGGACAGAAUCGGGUCGAAAGCCGUUGCUAAAGAUCGACUAACAGUAAAUAGUAAAUCCUCUAGUCUGGAUAAAAAGUCUUCCAAGUUACUGCCAACUGAACCUAAUGUCAAAGUUGUCCCGUCGAUUGAGAAAAAGUCUUACAAGCUUUCCCCAAUUGAAUCCCACUUGGUUAUCGUUUCUGCUGUUGAAAAGAGAAGAUCACCGGUUCGUGUACCGAGAAGUCAAAAUUCCGGUAAACCGAGCAGUCAAACAGAUUUGAUGGAUAUUGUAGGGCUGCAAAUAAAACAGAAACUGGAACGAAGAGAAAAAGAAAAGCUCAAUGUUCCAGAUGAUAGUUUAGAGAAACAGGAUAGCAUUGAAAAUGUCCCAUUGCCGGAAAUUCCGUUGAUGGUUAACGAUUCCGUCAAACCACCUUUGCCGAUUACGCAAAGACUUGCCGAGGAUCUAGGUAUCCCAGAUAAACAGGUGCUAUCACCUCAACAAAAUUCAGUGCCACAGACCUCAUAUGUUGAUCAAUCAUCGCGAGCACCGAUGGAAAUUAUUAGCUCGGAAUGUGAGGAGAAUGGCAAACGAGGCGGUGAAAAUGUAGAAACCGAAAGACUGGUAAGGGUUCUUGAAACAGAAUCUAUACUCACCGAUAAAUCUAAGCUGCUAGAAAAAUCAAGACUGUUGCAAAAGCCGAGCAUACCGGAAAAAACGAAACGCAUACUGGAUAAAAUUGAAUCGAGAUUUACAGAGAUAAAUAAAAACUCGGCCUCAAAAUUAAGCAAACCUAUGAUCAUCGAUACAGGUUUUGACGAUUUUGUCGAUCCUGUUGCCGAUCUACCUUUAGACGAGGUACCUGUGAAGCCGGCGCUAGACAGUCUCAAGGUCCCUGAAUUUACUCCAUUCAUUUCGAGACCUCAUGCCGAACCAUUGCGGUGUAAGUCUUUAUCCCUAGCCGAAGAAAAAGCUCCCAUUGAUACUUUGCUUUCUCCAGAACUAGAAAGUAAAUCUUUUAUUCAGGAUGUUUCGCCAAAAAAAUCAAGGCUUUGCAAGUCUGAUGGGAAAAAAGAUUUUAAAAAGCAAUCGAAAUCUCUAGAGGGUGACAAGCCGUCGUUCAAAAAAACUGCUUCAAAGGAAUUGAAAACGUCACCUGCAAAUUCAAAGGUAGGCAAAUCCAAACUCAAAAUAGGUGAAAUGCCACAGGAGAUUAUUAUAAUAGACUCAACGGACGUUGAACCAGAAAUAAGUAUUGUACAAAAAGGAAGGUCGAAGUCGGUGACGCGCCUGUCCGACAGGUCGUUUUCUAACUCUAAAGACGAGAAGGAUGAAUUUAAAAAGUCACGAGUGAAAUCUACAUCCGUUGACGACGAGUUGAUCAAAGGUCCCAGUAAUUCGAAGAUCGACAAACCGAGACCAAAGUUUCUCGGGAUUUCGAAAAGUUUAGGGAGUACAGAAAAAAAGGAUUCUACCGAAAAGGUAUCUCCAAAGAGAGUUAGCAGCGUCAAGGGCACGAGUAAAAGCGAAUAUUGUCAAGGGGUGAGAUUGAUGAAAUCAGAAACAGAUUUGUCGCAACCAGUCGUUAAUAACGAGGUGAGAACAUCACCGAUUAACUCUGAAACUAAAUCGGUUGCCGAUGUGGGUGAACGAAAAACAGUUUCGGAAAAUUCAAUGAAGAAAUAUCAAAAUAACCAAGAGUUAUGCCAAAGUUCGACAGUUAUGCGCAAACCCGGACAGGUGCCAAUACUCUUUGCUCGUGCACGCCUCGGACUGUCGGAAGGUAGUGGGCUCGGUACGCUCCAAAGACAGGGGGCUACCCAGUCUCCGACGGCACAGAGAAGGGCAAAAUCUUUAGAUGCUCCUGUUAUUUCGGUCCAUAGGCUGCCGCCAGUCAAUGCAUUUUCUAGCAAAGAUGAUACAGUGGAUACAACCGAAGAAUUGGUAGAGCACGAAAUUGUUUGUGACGAAAACUUGGAAAGUCAUCAAAUUUUCAAAUCUCUUCAGUCUGUGCAGAUGGAGGCAUCUCCUAACCACAAAUCUGAAAGUACGGAUCACACGACUAUACCAGAAAUGUUAACAGACUCAUUAUCUGUCACAGAGACUUCGGCACAAUAUCUCGAAUCACCAUUGACCGAAUGCAACGAAAUUGUUAUUUGCCCAGAUUUAAUCCCGUAUGAACAGGAGAGUCAAGUUCAAUCUGUGCACUUGUAUAAUUCCAGAGAAAUACCUGUUACUGACAGAAAAAUCGACAAUUUGGGCUCAACGACGAAAUUUAUUGACCAAAGUUCGAUUGAAUCCGGUGCUGAGGUAGAGGCUCUUCAAGAAAAUGUCCAACCUAAAGGUCCAUUAUCUGGGAGGGAUGUCCCCAUAAGCAAUAUGCCAUAUCUGGAUAAACAUUCCCCUUCCAUUUUUGAAAUAAACUCUAAAACCGAAUUUUUUAGUGGACCGGAUAGCUGGAACACUGGAGCUAGGGACUGGAAUCACGAAAAAAACGCUUCACCCCAGCAGUACAAAAUUGCAGCUUGCAACAGUGACACUUUAGAUGAAAAUAAGGAAGAGACAAACGACACGUUACUCAAAAUGCAAACUGUUAAAGCUCAUCCACCGUACAUAGAAUCUACGUCGGGUAUCCAAAAUUUGGAAUGCACAGCUGAUACGGAAAAAAAUGAGCUUAUUCCAGAGAUCUUGAAAUUUUCGCCAGAUCCGAAUACAGACACCAUCAAGACAUUUAUACAAAUAUCAAUAGAAGAAUGUUCAGACGACGAACUUGUUAUUGAAACUGAUAAUGAUUUAACAACUGACGUAAUCGAUAUAAAUCGACGGAAAUCACGUCUAGACUCGGGAGAUACAAGCGAAGAUACACUAGACGCUCCGGAAUCUCAAGUACGAGGUGAUGACAGUGAGGUAAGCUCACCGGACUACGGUGUUGCGAAAGUAGACGAAAAAACGUUAGUAGAAGUACAAUUGACAUCGGAAUACCUAGAUAUGAAAAAGGAGGACGAAAAGAUCAUCGAAGCACUGCCAGAAAAUGAACCAUUUCCAGCAGAUACUAAAGAGGCGUCAGACCCAAAUCACUUGCCCAUUGAAAGAAAAUUACGAUUAAACACCGAACGUUCCGGGAGUGAAGAAACUAACACCUGGACACCGGAUCGGGAAGAUCCGGAUUCCAGUUCAUGUUCCAUAGCACGCCCUCUCGGAAUUGGUCGGGUACAACCGAUAUUAGAUAGGAAAGAAAUUGCCAUUAUGAAAGAGACUCGGAAGGAUGGAUCUCAGGAGGAGGAGAGUAGUAGCAGUUCGUUUCCCAUACCUAAACCAGAGCUGAGCUCAACGUGGAAGCCAUUUCCCCUGGAGAGUUCUGGCAGUUCCAGUUUGGAGGACGGGUGGUUUCCACCGGACGAUGGCAACCACCAUCAAUCGCACUCAGAAGACAGUAACGGGCAAAAUGAGGACAGUUUUCAGGAAGAUUUGAUUGAUUUUCCCUCAGGAUUUGGUUAUCCAAUGGGGCCAGAUAUUUUGGCAAAUUAUGGCGGCGCGUUUUGCCUUUCGCGAACACUAUCACGAAUAUCCGAACGUUCUACCACCUCGGAGCAAGACAAAAGUGAAAUGGAGGACUCGUUCAAGCCCAGUUCAAGGUCGCCAAGCUUGGAUGACGAAUCAUUAAUAUCUAGCGAUCAUCAGCCUUCGUUGUCUUCCGAUCCGCCAUCCGGUACCGCAUUGCCGUCUGUUUCAGAUGAUCGGAGAACAUCGUCGGAGCUCCCCGACAUACCCAUCGACGUAAUCAAUGAUCAGGCAGAUGAGGGCAGAUCGCCGAAUGUAAAGUCGCGACUGCAGCUGCAAGCCUCGGAAGAAUGGCCGUCCCCACCUAGUUCUCCGCUCUUCGAUACGCCCGUCGUUAGUCACGUUGAAACAUUUUACAUGGAAAUAAAGCCAGAGGAAGCUGUUAAAGUAACGGUCACCGAUAGUACAGACACGCCGAACAAUAUCGGAAACGAUACCGAUUCGAGCGAUGAAAACAGAACUUUACACGAUGAUUUGCACUCGACUCUUCUGGAGGAUGGACAAAGCUCUGUGUCUGCUACUACCGUUGACGGAACCGUGAAAAUAACUGUUAAACCAAAAUCAAAUUCCUAUAUCACCGGAUCAUCUCACAGCGAGGAUACAUCUAUGGGGCUGUCAAUGUCGGAGUGGUCAAGUUCAAAUAACACUGUUAGGCAAUUUUGUCAGUAUUCUGGUACCAAGUCUGAUGACAAUUCGCUGGCGGAAUUGGGGGCGUCGAUAUCCGAUUGGUCAGGCAGCACGACGAUUGUGCCGCAACAAUAUUACGGAGUGGUCGCUACAGAAAAAAGUCAGAGCGAUACUACGACUUCUGACAAAAGUAUUACAAGCAUGCGACCCAAUUCACGGUGCCGGCACAUAGAUAGUUCAUCAGGGGCAAAGGGUGAUGUCACAGACUUAGACGGGGUCAGGUUUGGUAACAUGCAGCAACAACAGCACAGUCAGUUAGAGCGGCAAGAUUUUGCCCGAUGUCAAUUCUCAGAUGGUUCGUACGGGGACGCGAUAGAAUUUGAGGACUCUGUGAGAUAUAGCGAGGUGAGGAACUAUGAGGCUGCUCAAUUCGACGAGGCUAGAAAGUUUGUUGAGAGCCAAUUCGAUAAACAUCAGUUCGAUGAUUCACAGUAUGAGGAAACAGAUAUACCGCGGCCAAUUUUCACGGAUAUUUCACCGCCGCAAAUAUCCUUUCAAAAUGCAUACGACGACAGUAUAAACGAGUUUGAACAUAUGACAGAUCUCACACUGAUUACCGACAACCCGGGGGCGAUACCUGAGGAAAGCGAUGAACAAUUGUAUGACAAUGUGCCAGCUAUGAAGUAUUCGAGCGGCGAUCAAGUGCGAAUGGAAGUAACGAGAGGCGACAGCUCUGAGGAUAUGCACGAAAGAUACGCUAGCCUAGCAUCUCACACCAGAUACGAAUAUGACCGGUCUAUAGACGACCAACAAACGUUGGAAGAGAAACUCCAGAAACGUUUCCAUGAAAAACCAUUCAACAAAUUUGACAGAGGCUACUCGGAGUCUGGUAUAGAACUUAGACACGGGACGAAAUCGACCCAACGACCCGUCAUUGUUCCAAUCAGAGCCAAAUCGACUCCGUAUUAUUCGACGACCAGUUUGAGUGGCGAAUCUACGACUUCUAGCCCCCCAAUGCAAAUGAAGGCACAAAUCAGAACCAAAACUAUGGCCUACUCGUCGAGCAGGAGCCCGCAGAGUGAAGGGGACACGUCCUCCAGUAUGGACAGCCCUGGGCAUACACCAGAAAGAGGAGCGCGAGCCUUUAGACGAAAACGGCAACAAAAUAUCAAACGACGACACCGAGUGACGGUUGAUCUCGAGUUGAAGGAUGAGCAAAUUGUAUCAAGUACCGAUUCGAGCUUCGACGUUGCAAAUAUUCCACCACCACUUUUGCCCGAACAAAGCUUGGACAUUGACGACGAAGAGUUAUUUGUUACAGGAAAUAACACGCAUCAUCAAGAACGAAAUCCCGAAUAAGUCUGAAAAUGGAUGAUACGUCGUGCUUCUUUGCCGAUUGAGGCUGUUCGAGUACUCAAGCCAAGCAACGAAAGAUAUUGUGUACUGCUCUAUAUAUGCUAGUGUUCGAUGAGAGUCGACACAGAGAUUGACAAACAAUAGAAUGAAUAGCAAAAUUAGAGAAAUAUCAGAACUCAAAAUAAACCUUGCACAGGAAAGCAAGAUACUUUUACAAUAUGGUAUGCCUUAAUUUCUAUAGAUACGUUCAUAAGAUCAAUCAUGACGAUGAAGCUAAUCGAUAAUUUCCAUUUUCAUUACAAAAUGACGUAUUUUAAGUUUAAUUUCUUACGACAUAAAUUGUUACAGUUGUUGGAAGGUAGUACCUACAAGGAAUUAGAUAUGGAAACGUUCAUUGACACUAUUAACUGCUUAGAUUGUUAGAGCGUCGGAACAUGCAAGAAAAUACGGGCUACAAUGAUAUGCUAAGUAACAGGUGUUACAUGAAAAAUAUCAUUGGUUCGAAAUUACUGCAAUAAUAUCUAGCGUAAUUUCGACGGCUGAAUAGAACAAACUCUUAUCCUAGGAUUCGGUUUAACAACAUCUUAUCUCAGGAUUUGGCUUAACAACCUUAUAUUCGACAAUGGGAUUAAGAAAUAUUAUAUCACAGAAUUUAAUUCGGAAUUGACUUAAAGACCAUUGUAUCUUACAAUUUGGUUCAACAUCAACGUACCUCGAGUUAACAUUUCGUUCACGAAAUUUUCUGAGGAACGCGACCGCUGAGUACGUAACUUUUUAAAUAAUAACCAUGCUGGUUAAGUUAUGAAUUGCGUUUAUUAAAAUUUAAUAUUACUUCACUUAAUCAUAACUCGAUUUUGAAGCAUAUACAUAUUUGCUUUGUGUAUGCAAAUUAAUACUGUUUAUGAUUGUAAAUAAUUAUAGCAUUAGUCUCUAGAUAACAAUUUUUUUAUAAAAUUACUUCGUCAAUCAUAUUCAAAGCAACAGGCAAACAAAUUAAAUCAACAAUACAAUUAAGGCUUAUGUAUAUUGUUUUAUAUCUGUACAGACAAGUAGAGUCCACAUGGUAAAUUGAACUAUGGUGCAAUCUUUCAAUAGAGUCACUCACAGGCUGUGAGGGAAAUACAUUUCUCAUAAUCUCGGUUCCCCCACUCUAUUACAAACUCUCGUUUUCGACCCUUUCGAUAAUAACGCGCGAAAAAGUGUAAAUUUCGUACCUUUGUGUUCCAUUUACGUACAUACUACUGAAUCAUUGAAGUGAGUAUGUAUGUUUCUCACCAGCGGAAUUGUUGAGAGAGCGGAAUUGUUAACGCACUUUUGGGUCUUACAAUUAGUUGUUUUUCGUAAAGAAAUGCCAGGACCGCUCAUUAGGCCUUCAUAAUCAGUAAUUUAUGAAUCGAAGUGAAAAUGCCACAUGCCGAUUUAUUAUUGACUACAGUAAUAUUAAAUCUUGGACGAAGUUUAUAAAUUGAUCAGCAUCCUCAUUCUUUCAAAAAUCAUAUGCUUAGCAGCGGCACAGCCUCGAGAAUCAUGCGAUCGAAAUGUCAACUGGUGAUACGAUGAUGCUGAUCCGAAUUCUGAGGUGAAGUGGUUUUAAAUCAAAUUGUGAGAUAUGAUGAUUCUAGAUAAAAUUCUGAGUUGCCAAGUUUUCAAAUCCAGUUCUCGAAGACGAUGUUGUUAAACUCAGUUCUGAGACAUGAAGUUGUUGAACCAAACCUGAGCCCCGAUGGUGUUCUGACCAACCAUCAAUUUCAUAAUGGAAAAAUACAUACCAAGGAACAAGACUUAGGCAAUGCUUUAUUAAUAAUUAAUGUUUUAGAUGAAUAUUAUCCUAGCACUAACGGAAUUAACAAUAGGUUUUCUGAGAUAAAUACGAACUUAUUACUUUGAAAAAAAAAUUACAUUAAAAUAACACGUAUUCAAGUUCUUAGGAUUAUGAUGCAGGUUUGAUGAUGUUAUUUGAUUUUUUGAGAAUGACAAUCAUCGUGAUCCUUGAUUAACUGUUGAAACUGUAACGAUUCGAACAUACGAAUUAUACGUGCAUAGAAAUGUACAUACAUAGUGUGAAUGCGUCUAGAAAUGGUUCCUUCCAAGCCACACAUUCACCCAUUGCACCAAGGUAUACACAAGCAAAAACAUGUGUAGACGCAGGUGGUGAAUGC